GUUUACACCAGGCAACGUAGGCUCUGAGACUGCUAAUUUACCUGAUCAAUCAUUAUCAGUUGACACUGCAUCUACUGUUUCUCGAGGAUUUUAUCAAUGGGACGGAAGUUUCAUCUCUUUUGGACUGCAUUCGUCUGACAGCAGGACCUUUGCAUGCUCUUGAUGCUGCAACACGUCCUGCAUGGGCUGCUCCGGUUUCUGCAGUUUCUGGUGCGGCUUCAUCUAUCCCGACACUAUCAAGAGCAAAUGUUAAUGGGCAAAUGCCAAAUGGUACAAACCCAAAUGUUGGUCAUGUCUAUGGUCCCGGUACGGGUCCUGGUGGAAACCCUGGUGCAUCUGCCAUGUUAACUGCUUCUACUGUGGCUAGCGGAGGUGGCAUGGGAAUCGUUCCUAGUACUCUGUUACCGAUUGAUGUGUCGUUUGUUCUUCGUGGCCCGUAUUGGAUUCGGAUAAUAUACCGGAAAUAUUUUGCGGUUAACAUGAGGUGCUUUGCGGGUGAUCAAGUUUGGUUGCAACCUGCAACGCCACCGAAAGGCGGUCCUACAGUUGGAGGUUCUUUACCCUGUCCACAGUUUCGGCCCUUCAUCAUGGAACAUGUUGCUCAGGAGUUGAACGGUUUAGACCCGAAUUUCGAUGGUGGUCAACCAUCAGCCGGACCAACUAAUUCCAACAAUUCGGCUGCGUCUCCUGGUCCGCAACUCUCAGCCCCAAAUGUCACCCGAGCAGGCCCUACGGUAAUGUCUCUCCCAGGAAACCAACCCGUGGGAUUUAACCGUUCUACAAAUGCCAUGUCAGCAUCACCAAAUUCACUCUUAGUGCGCAGAGCUACUGUGACAGUUCCUGCUCAUGUUAGAGGAGAGCUGAAUACCGCCAUUAUCGGGCUUGGGGACAAUGGUGGUUACGGUGGUGGUUGGUCCAUCUGCUGAUAAUACACUUGACAGUCACAAUACACCUACAAAUACAGAACAUCAAGAGUUGCAAUUCAUUCGAUUUGUGACUAAAGGAACAAUUACGACUUCUACACCUAAUAGCACACCAUAUUGGAUACCCGAUGUUGAUGCUGAAUACAUCCCUAUUAUAAACAGUACGUUUAACAGUUGGGAGUACGUUGAAUCCAAUGAUACUGAUGAAGAUGUUGAUGAUGAUGCUAAAGACCCUGCAUAUAUAUAUGAACCUGAGUAACCUCGUAGACAUUCAUCCAGGCGUCAUAAAACAUUCAACGAUUCUUGAUUAUCCUAUAUAUAAUGACAAAUAGUUUCUAAUCAUUAUUCUUUUUGUUUACAAACAUUUUGCACUGUCUGUAUACGUAUUCAUAUGUUAUGAUUGUGAUCAUGAUACUUUGAUAUCAAUUAAAUUACUUA
Messenger RNA from Helianthus annuus (common sunflower), 1361 nucleotides. RefSeq names its product mediator of RNA polymerase II transcription subunit 14-like. The transcript is spliced from 3 exons. Gene Ontology annotation, biological process: regulation of transcription by RNA polymerase II. Gene Ontology annotation, cellular component: mediator complex; core mediator complex. The coding region runs from base 261 to 926 and encodes 221 amino acids. NCBI's taxonomy places the organism in Eukaryota, Viridiplantae, Streptophyta, Magnoliopsida, Asterales, Asteraceae. The record is from RefSeq and is a predicted model, not a curated record. Gene Ontology annotation, molecular function: transcription coregulator activity.